Molecule: messenger RNA, 1218 nt
Organism: Miscanthus lutarioriparius
Lineage: Eukaryota; Viridiplantae; Streptophyta; Magnoliopsida; Poales; Poaceae
Source: the annotation of a GenBank genome assembly
AUGCAGCGGAACGGGGUGGUGGAAUGCAGCGUUUGCCGCUCCCGGGUGGUGGUGCCGAGCCCCCGGAGCGUGUCCAGGGCAUACGACAAGCACCGCAGCAAGAUGACGUCCAAGUUCCGCGCGCUCAACGUCUUCCUCGUCGUCGGUGACUGCAUCCUUGUUGGUCUCCAGCCCAUCCUAGUGUUCAUGUCAAAGGUUGAUGGGAAGUUUCAGUUCAGUCCCAUCAGUGUUAACUUUCUGACGGAGGUUAUGAAAGUCAUCUUUGCUAUUGUGAUGCUCAUAAUUCAGUCUAGAAAGCAAAAGGUUGGAGAAAAGCCACUUUUGGCACGUUCAACCUUCAUACAGGCAGCCCGUAAUAAUGUACUUCUAGCAGUUCCUGCUCUUCUAUAUGCCAUCAACAAUUACCUAAAAUUCAUAAUGCAGUUGUACUUCAAUCCUGCGACUGUAAAAAUGCUAAGUAACCUGAAGGUACUGGUUAUAGCUGUUCUUCUGAAAUUUAUAAUGAGAAGGAGAUUCUCAGUUAUUCAGUGGGAAGCUCUUGCUCUAUUGCUUAUUGGAAUCAGCAUCAAUCAACUCCGAACUGUACCCGCGGGCAAUACGGCAUUUGGUCUUCCUGUCACUGCUAUUGCCUACAUAUAUACAUUGAUUUUUGUAACUGUUCCUUCAAUGGCUUCUGUCUACAAUGAAUAUGCCUUGAAAAGCCAAUAUGACACUAGCAUUUAUCUCCAGAACUUGUUUCUGUACGGAUAUGGAGCAAUAUUCAACUUCCUUGGCAUUCUCGGGACUGCCUUAUUCCAAGGGCCAGAAAGUUUUAAUAUUCUUCGAGGACAUUCAAGGGCCACAAUGUUUCUCAUAUGUAACAAUGCUGCACAAGGCAUUCUAUCUUCAUUCUUCUUUAAGUAUGCAGACACAAUUUUGAAGAAGUAUUCGUCAACUGUUGCCACAAUAUUUACUGGCCUAGCUUCUGCUGCAUUCUUGGGGCAUACUUUGACCAUUAAUUUUCUCCUGGGCAUAUCAGUGGUGUUUAUUUCAAUGCACCAGUUCUUCUCUCCACUUGCUAAAGCCAAAGAUGACAAACCAGCUGACUUAAUAGAGUUGGAAGAUACCCAAAAUCACCGGUCAUCUGAAUCUUCUUUUGUAAAUAUGACUGCUGGUGCCGCUGAUGAUGCGAGCCAUCGGAUUGGAACUGAUGAGAGGCAACCGCUGUUGCCUACAUGA